AUGCGUCUGACAUACAUUGCGGUGGUCGCUCUGGCUGCUAUUUUCGCUUCCAGCGCCGCAGUUUCGACGGCUGGUGACCCGCAACCUGCUGUCGAGUCCGACGUGUCUUUCGUGAAUCGCGUGACGGACGGCGCUCGCCACAGAGCAGACACAAAGCGGUUGUUAAGGGCUCGAGCGGAAGACGACUCGGCACCGAUGGAAGCGGAAGACGAGGCGAGAAACGCUGGGUUCUUAAGCGGUUUCACAAACGUGUUGAAAAACCCAGCGCUGAAGAAUUUGCCCAGCAAGGCCAAGACCGCUGCGGCAAACAAGAUGUUCCGAAUAAAUAACAUAGUGGCGAGAGUGGAUGUUGCGGUGGACAACCAUAUUGCCAGUGCGUCACAGAAGCUGAAAAAAUUGGGCAACCGGCCGAAUGAGUCAGCACUAAAGAAGAAGCUCACCAAUCAAAUUAAUUAUUGGUCAAACUUUGACGCUGAAGCGUGGGUCAAAAGUAAAUUCUCGUAG
Messenger RNA from Hyaloperonospora brassicae, 504 nucleotides. NCBI's taxonomy places the organism in Eukaryota, Oomycota, Peronosporomycetes, Peronosporales, Peronosporaceae. The record is from the annotation of a GenBank genome assembly.